GACGUUGGGCACACAGUAUAACCACAGCCCCAGAUUAUUUCAAUUGUUCUCUGCCUUUGAGGUCUAGAAUAGAAAGGAUUGCUUUCUUCGAUAAGGGCCCUUGAAAUUUGACGCACAUGAUUCCACCAAAAAAACCCAGGCCAAUCUUCAUUCUUUCGGUCAAGCUCGUGCCAAGCUGAGCUGCAAUUCCAGGCCUGACCCAACGACCCUAGCUUCAACCGAUUACGACCCGACCGUACCUAGCUUCUGACUUUUUGUACCUACAUCACAACCUUGAACACACAGACGCGGGCAUUCACCAAGACACACUCGCAGCUUGUCCCUUCGACCAGUCAGCAAUCGCUUGGCCCCAACGCCGACCAUCGUCAGCCUCCAUCUGAAUCUGCUGCCAAGUCCCAUCAGCAGUAAACGUCGAAUCGUACGCACACGCGUCUGAUCGCUUUUUUCAACUUUGAGAGAUUUUCCCCGCCAUUUCCACUUCAAGCGAUUGAAGAUCCGGACAUACGCGGCAGAUCUUUUGUCAUUCGUUUUUUUUCUUUUUCUUUUUUCUCCUUCUGCGCGUAACAUCUGCGCUGACUCGUCUUUGCACCAAACCCCGUCGCCCCCAACUCUCCGAGACGUCAGCAAAAACGACGUCGGUCCGAACGAUCAUCGUCCCGUGCAAAAGCCAGGCCUAUCCUCCCAUCAGCUUUCACAGCCCCCCCGGAUCUCCGGACGAUUUUGCAUCGCGAUUGUUGGCUUUUGUUUUUGGCCCAUCGGGCACCGAGGUGUUCCCGAAGAACCAAACAUCGUCUUGGCAAUUUCCAAUCGGGCACGCCGUGCCUUGAGCUAUUGCUUCAAUCAUGGGAAACUCGCACACCAAGGAGGCGAGGGAUCCUAACGCUCCCUUGUCCCCUCACGAUCCUCGAUCACACGGAUCCGGUCAUCACCACGCAUCCGGCUCCUCGUCCAGCAGACCGAGAAACCGAGCCAGCCGGUCCGAUCUCGGCGGACUCUUCGGAAUCAGCGGCGCAGGCUCCUCUUCCUCGACACAACCCCCAUACGAACGACGGGAGACGAAGCAAGAGCGAGAGGCGAGGAAGCUCGAACGAGAAAGACAGGCGCGUCUCAUAGAGAGAGAAAGAAGCUUGAAAGAGGAACAGGUCGAUGGUGGAUAUCUAGUAACAUUGGGUACAUACGUCGGGACAGAGGACUUUAACAAGGCAGUAGUCCGACAGUUGCAGAUUGAGCGAAGAUUGGCACCAUUCUGGAGAGGCUUGAACGACUUCUCCGAAACAUGGACCGAGUAUCAAAUAGUGGCAGCUGCUCGGGGCCUGCCUCUGCCCGCCGCCGAUGCCAUCCCCCCGGAUGAGCUGAUACCCCGACCCAUAUCCGCCACCUCUCCCGCGGCAUCCACGCAAAACAUUGAUAGUCUCAUGGUGCCUAUGGGUGGCAGGACGCAGUCCACAGCAUCCGACAGGAGCGGCUCGGGACUCGGCUCUAGCUUACCUUCCCCGACUUCUGCCCCGAGCAGCAAAAGUCCCUUUAAGCGAUCUAAGGGCAUUGCGGCGGCGCUGAACCUAUCAUCCUCACGUAACAACUCGACCACCGACAUAGCGCCGCCUCGCGAGAUAAAGCUCCCGCACGAUCCUUUUGUGAAUGGUCAGCCCAUGGAGGUGUUUUUGUACAAGGACGGAAGCGAGUGCCCCAUCUGCUUCCUGUACUACCCACCUUACCUGAACCACACACGAUGCUGUGAUCAGCCCAUCUGCAGCGAAUGCUUUGUGCAGAUAAAGCGUGCCGAUCCUCACUACCCCGAAGGCCACGGCGAUGCCGAAAACUCAGAGAGGCCUCCGGAGGAGCAGGCUGGUCUGCUGAUUUCGGAGCCGGCUUGCUGUCCUUACUGCCAACAACCAGAGUUUGGCGUCACGUACGAACCGCCACCAUUCCGUCGCGGUCUGACAUAUUCAAGUUCGACUUCGCAUAUGGGCGCCCUGGGCACAGCCAUGUCCAGCAGCAGCUCGCUCAACUCAAGUCUCUCUCCAUCGUCCCUGGCAUCCCCGACAGGCAUGGGACACAACAGAAGACGAACGCAAUCCUUGUCGGCGAAUGCACCGAACGUCGUCACGACGGACCGCGUGAGACCGGACUGGGCAACAAAACUUGCUGCACAGCGGGCACACAUCGCUCGCCGUGCUGCAGCUGCCACUGCUCUGCACACGGCAGCGUUCUUGAUGAGCAACAACGAGCAGCAACGCUCCAUCAGGAUAGGAAGGUUCAGCAGACGUAAUACGGCCGAGAGGACCACAUCGGGGCCAUCUACCAACGCAGCAGCAAGCAACAGCCCCGCUAGGCCGGAGGCCGCUGCAGCCGAGAGCGAAUCAGCGUCUCCGGGGACCGCAGAGGCGAGAAGCAGCUCGGGUCGCGCGAUCAUGGGUGCGCGCAGAAGCCGUAUGGAGGACCUCGAGGAGAUGAUGUUUGCCGAAGCCAUCAGGCUGUCUCUGGCUGCAGAGGAAGAGAGGAAACGCAAAGCAGAGAAGGAGGAGCGCAAGGAAGCCAAGCGUAAGGAGAAGGAGGACAAGAAGGCUGCCAAGGCCGCAGCUAAGAGCUCUGGGUCUGGGCCUUAUACUGGCUCCAGCGGGAACAGCUCCAUCGCCGGUAGCGCCCUCAGUCUGCCCAGUCUCGGGUUGGGAAGGCGUCGAGGAAACAGUGCUGCUUCAAACCUGCGCAUGGAGGCCAGUGUGGCUAGCGCCAUGGCCGCAUCGGGAUCCGGCAGCCCGGAGUCGGGGGCAGCUGCUGGUGGUGACAAGGGGAAGGGGGUUGACAGGCCAGUGCCCGCGAAUAUUGGAGACUCUGGUGAAGAUGUAGAGGCCGGUUCUUCUUCAUCGAGCGCGCCCGCCGGGUCCCAGCCCACUCCAGCAUCACAAAGGCCUGGCGGCCAGUCACACCUGCGCCAGAUCAGCAACGUAUCGUCUAUUUCGGAUUCGUCCUACAUUGAUGCUCCGGGUGGUGUUGAUAUUGCACAUUCAUCUCAGGAAGGUCGGACGACAGCAGCUGGUGUCGCGCCUACACCAAACAUCACAAGCUUGUCGGAAGUGGUGGACGUUCUGGACGAGGUGGACGCUGCGAAAUCCCAUGACGCGGCAGAGGUACAGCAUCUUGAGGAUGCAUCCGACAACAAGCCGCCGAGCAAGGACGUCGGGGAGGCACCGUCCCCUCCAGAGCUGCUGAUAACGCCAGGAACCCCUGCUCUUGAAAACGAGGGCUUCGAGACCAACAAACAGCUGGAAAUUAAGCCCGCUGCGCAGCACAAUGAUCAACAGCAGCAGCAGCAGCAGCGCCAGCAAUUUGCCUAAGAACUGGGCGGUCACGCGGUGCAUGGGGAACAUUUGAGUGGCUACCGCUAAAGUGAUGUGUGGGUUUUUAUCCUUGGGAAGAAGAUGGAGUUGGCGGUUGAUUUUCUGCAUUGGGGGGGUUAUGCGGAUGGACACGAAAGAUCGAACUGCGAGCUUUGGUGCAAUUUUCAUUUGUUUCCAACCAUACGAUGCACGCAUAGACGGCAAAGAAGAAACCUUUCCUAACUAUUUUUUAUUUUUUUAUUUUUUAUUCAGUGGGCAUGACGGGUCUGUGGAGUUCAGGUAACGCUGGUGGCACGGUCAUAAGGCUAGGACUUGUCUUUUUAUGUUUUAUACUACAGUUGUUCUUUAGCUUUGUUUUUUAUGCUUCGAUUUUUUUUUACCAAUCAACGAUGAUAUUUCGAAUCAUGUUGGUUUCUGAAGCAUGAGCUCCAGCAAUUAGACCACUCACAAAGAUAAAACGACAAUAUUCGUUCCUGGGGUGCCUCGGGUUUGAGCAUACUUCGAGGCCAGUGCACUCGUCGUUCGCUCUGGGCCUUUGGUAGUCUCAAGUCAUGAGUCAGCCGUGGGAAGGAUUUGAAAGGGACAAAAGUGCACGAUUUAGAUUGUUCAGAGUUGGGGACACAGGUGGAGUGUAUAACUCCGAAUCUAAAUGCCGGC
Molecule: messenger RNA, 3995 nt
Organism: Pyricularia grisea
Lineage: Eukaryota; Fungi; Ascomycota; Sordariomycetes; Magnaporthales; Pyriculariaceae
Exons: 2
Coding region: 843-3335 (830 amino acids)
Cellular component (GO): cytoplasm
Source: RefSeq, a predicted model, not a curated record